Molecule: messenger RNA, 2391 nt
Organism: Drepanopeziza brunnea f. sp. 'multigermtubi' MB_m1
Lineage: Eukaryota; Fungi; Ascomycota; Leotiomycetes; Helotiales; Drepanopezizaceae
Cellular component (GO): nucleus
Molecular function (GO): protein binding; histone methyltransferase activity
Source: RefSeq, a predicted model, not a curated record
AUGGCUUCUACCUCUAUGGUCGGUCUAAAUUCUCCACCGCAACCUGCCGAUCAUACCUUAGCAAUGGCUCGCGCUUCUUCUGCCGACUCAGCUCUUAGCGUCAUCACCGUCGGCGACUCCUCGACAAACGCGCUCUCUUCCUCAGCCUCCUCCUCCUCCUCCCCCCCGACAAGUAUUGGUGACUGUGCGAGCAUAUCAUCAGCUUCCAUGGGGCCGGAAAAUACCAUACCGAUGCCUACGCCAGAGACCGGCCGCAGCCGACGCCAGCGCACCAAUGUGACUACAUACAAUGUAAAGGUCCUCACUGGCACGGCGAUUCAUGCGCCAAAGAAGUUCAGCAAGGACCCGAAAGUAAUUGAAGAGCUAGCGCGCCGAAAGACAAUUUCGGGGGACACACUUCUCAGAGGUUCAGCCUCAGCAAGACGUCCUAGCGAUGCAAUUGAAAAAGAUGAGGGCCAAACGGUCAGCAAAGGCAUUGAUGCACUCGACUUGCAACUGUCUAAGAAGGCCUUGCCUAAACCCAAAAGCCAGAUGAGCCCCCCAAGCAGUCCAAAGAAGACCAAAAAACAACUGGACCUCGAGCGACGAAAAUCUACUCGAUCCGCAGCUGGAGAGGUCCUGGGGAGCCUCACCAAGAGUGUUAGUGUUUUGGGAAAGCGAGGUCGGCAGGUGGUGGAAGACACUAUGCCUUCAACGAGGGCUCAGCGGGAGCUCCGUAACCUGGCAGAUACCAAAGAAUACGCCAAGAUCGACACUGAUCCUGUCAUUCUCGAGGUGUGGAGCAAUGGUAAACUGGUCAAGCCCGAGACUGCGAGAGAGAAGAAAAAGAGAGAGAAAGCCGAGGCUGAGAAGGAGGCCGCUGCGAAGGUCAAGGAUAUCGUUGAACCGCCCGUUGAGCAGAAGCCCAAUCCUUCGAGUAAGAAGCGGAAGGUGUAUCUCUCCAAGGGUCUGUAUGCUGGACAGGAGCGGGAUAUCGGCAUAUUCGACUGGUUCAAGGGCUCAUCCCGGAGACUAAGAGAGGAAAUGGAGAAUGUGGCACCGUUCCGUCCCAACGGUUUCAUGCCGUUGCCAAUGUGGCAUGGCCAGCGAUUGUUGCAGGUUGGCCGUGACUUCAAGUUGCCAUUCGACGUUUGCUCUCCCCUCCCACCCGGUCAGCCAAAACCAGAUGAGUGGAGAAAGACUUCGAGCAACCGUUUCGUUGGUGAGGCCGGUGCUAUGUGGAAGAAUUCCAAACUUUUCGACAGCUGCGACUCAAAGUGUGUUUGCAAGCCAGAAGAAGGAUGUGAUGAGGAUUGCAUGAACAGAACCAUGCUCUACGAAUGUGACGAUGGCAACUGUGCUUCCGGACGUGACAGAUGCACGAAUCGUGCUUUUGCUGACCUGCAAGAGCGACGCAAGGCCGGUGGUAAAUACAGAAUCGGUGUUGAGGUCAUCAAGACAGCUGAUCGCGGUUAUGGUGUUCGCAGCAACCGUUGCUUUGAGGCCAACCAAAUUAUUGUUGAAUACACAGGCGAGAUCAUCACUGAAGAAGAAUGUGACCGCCGCAUGAACGAAGAUUAUAAGAACAAUGAGUGCUACUACUUGAUGUCCUUCGAUCAGAACAUGAUCAUCGAUGCUACUAAGGGAAGUAUCGCUCGUUUCGUCAACCAUUCCUGCAAUCCGAACUGCAAGAUGGUCAAGUGGAUCGUUGGUGGCAAGCCACGUAUGGCCCUCUUUGCUGGAGACAAUCCCAUCAUGACUGGAGACGAGUUGACCUACGACUAUAACUUUGACCCCUUCUCUGCCAAAAACGUUCAAGAAUGCCGUUGUGGCAGCAGCAACUGCCGUGGUUUCCUAGGACCGAAGCCAAAGCCGAACGCCAAGGAGCCGAAGGUUUACAAGGAACUUAAGGAUAACUUCAAGGCUGGUGUCAAGGCUGGUGUCAAGGCGGUAAAGAGAAAGCUCAACGAAUUGCUCGGUGGCGACGAUACGGAUGAUGCCGAGGAGCAUAGCCCAAAGAAGCGAAAGAUGAAGACUGCGACCGGAGUCAAGGGAUCGGCCCCCAGUGCUAGUAUGAAAAUGGCCAAGAAUGCGGGCAAAUCUGUCAAGAAGAGUGUCUCCAGCCAGCUCCUCAAUGCUCGCAACGCGGUGGGCAGUAAGCGUGUCAUUAAAAAGACGAUGAAGGCCAAGUCUCUGAAGACAUACGGCAACCGCAAGAGCACAAUCUCCGUCUCGAGAAAUUCCAGCAUGACUAUGGUUGAAACAGAAAGCAGCCCUCGAAGUGGAAAGAAGGCGAGCCCUCCGAAGAAGAGUGUAGGAAAGAUGGCUAGGAAGAGUGUACGUGGUGGGAAGGGGGCAUCUCGCGAUGACGGCGAUGGUACGAUUGGAGUUGUGAGUGGAGAUGAAGCAUAG